Messenger RNA from Lactuca virosa, 1581 nucleotides. The record is from the annotation of a GenBank genome assembly. NCBI's taxonomy places the organism in Eukaryota, Viridiplantae, Streptophyta, Magnoliopsida, Asterales, Asteraceae.
AUGAACAUACUGAAAUCAUCAAAAAGAACCCUGUCCCAUUAUACAACACACCUGAGCGUUUCAAAUAUCGGCCAUCAAAACCACAAGACUUUGGUGAUGGUGGAGCUUUCCCCGAGAUACACUAUGCACAGUUCCCUCUUGAUCUUGCAAAACGAAAACGCUUCAAAGAUUGUUCAUUCACAGCACAAAGAUCUUGUACCCAAGAUUCUAAAGGAUGAAGAAGAUGAAGAAGAUGAAGAGGAAGUGGAGAAGCAGAAAAAGAUUGAAGAAACAACCCUUCAAACAAAAGCAGCUCUCGAAAAGAUUGUGAAUGUAAGACUAAGUGCAGCACAACCCAAAAACGUUACCACACAAUCUCAAGAUUCAAAGUUCAUCAAAUACAAACCCUCACAACAAUCAUCCGCAUUUAACUCAGGGGCAAAAGAAAGAAUCAUUAGAAUGGUGGAAAUGCCAGUUGACCCAUUAGACCCACCAAAGUUCAAACACAAAAGAGUCCCAAAAGCUAACGGAUCGCCACCUGUCCCUGUCAUGCACUCCCCUCCUAGACCUGUAACAGUAAAAGACCAACAAGAUUGGAAAAUCCCUCCGUGUAUUUCAAACUGGAAGAAUCCAAAAGGGUACACAAUUCCACUUGAUAAACGUUUAGCAGCAGAUGGAAGAGGGCUUCAAGAGGUACAAAUCAACGAUAAUUUUGCCAAACUUUCAGAAGCUUUAUAUGUAGCUGAACAAAAAGCAAGAGAAGCUGUCUCCAUGAGGUCAAAAGUCCAAAAGGAAAUGAUGAUGAAAGAAAAAGAAAGAAAAGAACAAGAACUCCGCGCAUUAGCUCAAAAAGCAAGAUCCGAAAGAACCGGGACCGCAACCGGACCACCUCCCGCCGCCCCACCGCCGCCAUCCUCCGGGAAGACCAUGAUGGAUGUUGACGAGAGAGAACCAAGAGAAACAAGAGAGACAAGGGAGGAGAGAGAGGAGAGGAUUCAGAGAGAGAAGAUUCGGGAAGAGAGGAGGAGAGAGAGGGAGAGAGAAAGACGAUUGGAAGCGAAAGAUGCAGCCAUGGGGAAAAAGAGUAAGAUAACACGAGACAGAGACCGUGACAUCAGCGAGAAGGUGGCGCUUGGGAUGGCGUCGGGAGGGGCGGCGCGUGGUGGUGAAGUGAUGUAUGAUCAGCGGUUGUUUAAUCAAGAGAAAGGGAUGGAUUCAGGGUUUGGGACAGAGGAUCAAUACAAUGUUUAUGACAAAGGAUUGUUUACAGCUCAGCCUACUCUCUCCACCUUAUACCGCCCUAAGAAGGAUGCUGAUGGUGAGAUGUAUGGUGGGGCGGAUGAACAGAUUGAGAAGAUUAGGAAAACGGAUCGAUUUAAACCGGAUAAAGGGUUCACGGGUGCCAACGAGAAAGCGGGUCCCAGGGAUAGACCCGUGGAGUUUGAAAAAGAAGUUGCUGAAGAAGCGGAUCCAUUUGGUUUGGAUCAGUUUUUGACCCAAGGUAUGAAGGUUCUGGAAGGAGUCGAAUUGGGUUUGAAAGAGGACGAUAGAGAGAGUAAGCUUGAAAAGAUGACUACCCUUGUUCUACAAAAUAAUCAGUAG